AUGUACAGUCGAAAAAUACGAAGUACAAAACAACAUACGCUGUCAAUGUUUUUAAAGAUACAGUGAUUGUUUAGAUUUAUUAUACAAUAUAAACAUUCGCAUUUAAACCGCAAUGUUGAAAUUCAGUAGCCUACACUAUUUCGCUGUCAUUCCUAUAAUUCUUAUUUGCUUACAUGUAUUUAUAGAAUGGUCGAAACAGCGAAACAUUCAACAAGAAUUGCACGAAAUGGACGACAAAACUCUUGAUAAAUGUCUUUGUCAAUUUUACGCCGAAGUAAAAAACCAGCAAGGUGAAGACUACAGUAAAUCAACUUUAAUUGGUUUAAAACACGGACUAGAGCGAUACCUGAACUGUCCACCGUACAACAGAGGUUUGAGCAUGUCGUACAACCCAGCAUUUAAAAUGUCAAACUCCGUGCUGAACGCCAAGAUAGUAUCCUUUAAGAAACAGGGAAAGGAGAAUGUUGUACACAAGCCCGUCUUGGAAGCUGAAGACCUCACAAAGCUAAAAAAUAGCGACGUAUUGAAUGUGUCCACUCCACUUGGUCUCCUUAGAAACGUAUGGUUUCAUGUGUCUUUGUUUUGGUGCCGCAGAGGACGAGAAGGACAACGAAAGCUGACGAAGGACAGCUUUGUUUUUACCGAAGAUGCAAACGGGGAAGCAUUUGUCACCAUGGCUCACAGUGAAGCCUCAAAAAAUCAUCCUGGCGGUAUUCACGACAACGAAAGCUUUGAAAAUUUGGGAAGGAUGUACAAGACCGAUGCAGAAAACGACGGCUUCUCAGCUUUGCAGCUAUUCAUUACCAAAUUGCAUCCUUCCUGCGAAGCAUUCUUUCAAUAUCCCAAGCGAAAGUGGAGUCCGGCUGACAAUACUUGGUACGAGAACAAACCUCUUGGUGUAAACACGCUUGGUAAUAUGAUGAAAACUAUCAGCGAAGCAGCAUCUCUGUCGAAAGUUUACACUAACCACUCCGUGAGAGCGACGUCUAUAACAUUGUGGUCCAACGCCGGCUUAACAAAUCGCCAUAUAAUGGCAAUUUCAGGGCAUCGCAGCGAACAGUCUCUUGUCCACUACAAUCAGCGACCAUCGUCACAUCAGUUGAAGCGUUCAAGUGAAGUUCUUUCCGGAGCUCUUGGCGACAAUACGGGGCAUAAUAAACCACUUAGGAAGAAACCUGCAGUCGGAAUAUUCUCACAAACCACCGUGACAAAAGCGACAACAAUUGCUUCUUCUGACCUUGGUUCUUCGUCACCUAGCGUCUCGUUGCAAGGAUUGCCUGAUUUCGCCGGAAUGUUUAACAACUGCUUAAUCAGCAGUGUAAACGUGAACUUUAAUCAACAUUUGUAAUUUUGUUAAACUUUUAAACAGAAAAACUUCGUUCUAAAUUUACGUUGUAGUGUUUCACAGUUGAUUGACCUGAUUGUUUACAAAAUUAUACAGCUUCGUUGAAGGUCGUUCGCCUUGUCGUAAAGUUGGGAGAAUUUAGCAUUGCAACUUGGGAGAAUUUAGCUUUUAUACUUGCGCUUAUUUAAAUAAAACUUGCAAGAAUAUCGUGUUGUUGUUAUUUUAUAAAACAAUUACUUUAUGAUUUCCGUGUUUGGAUGGCCUGAUCCAAACACUUGGGAAUGUUGCUCGAGUUAAGAAAAGCGCGCAAAAUUACUCGCCUUCGGCUCGUGUUUUCGCGCGCUUUCCUUAACUCUCGCAACAUUCCCGCGUGUUUGGAUCAGGCCAUCCAAACACGGAAACCAUAAAGUAAUUGUAUAGCACCAUAUCUUUGCACUGCUUUGGCGUAUUUUCAAUAUUUUUACAGUUCUGAGAUCCUUAUAGGACAAUCUUUUCAAAAAAGUUCCUAGCAUGUUCUUAGUUCGUGUUUAAUUUUUUGGCGCCAAAGAUGGCACGUCAUUUUCCCGCCAAAAUGUAACAAAAUCGAAAAACAAAAACGGUAGGAUUUUUGGGAAUGGCAAGUUCGAUCCCGUUAGGAAAUUUCGUGAUAUUCCAAACUAACGACAGAAAGUUAUUUGUACGUGGCCGAAUUUGCUGUCUUUUGUACCAACCGUGACUGCAAGUUCCCCUUCAAGAUUCUUACCACUUCUGGGAUUGAUGGUCUUGAUGCUGGCUUGGUAUCCUUACACUGCUUCCCCAAGGAAUUCAGACAUGCAUGUGGCAAUGCCUUUCCAACACUAUAUAUGAUAACCCCAAGUGAAAAUACAUCACUGGACGUACUCACCGGACGUCCUCGCAAAACUUCCGAGGCAAUGUGAUUGUAAAACGAAGUGUACUUUCGAGCUGCUGGCCUGGCAAUUAGACAAGCCUUACCAAAAUCUAUCAAGUAACCUUUCUUCCCUGAGACAAGAACAUUAUUUGACUUCACAUCACAGUGUAAGAAUCCUUUCUGGUGGACAUGGAAAAGAGCUUCUGAGAUGUCAUGUAAAACGGAGAUCCAUUCGUUUGUUGAUAGUAACAGAUGUUUUGCCAUGUCUUGGUGCAGGAGUUUAUGAACUGUUACUGACUCCAUACCCACACCAAGAAACCGCAUGACCAAAGAGUAAGGUUUUUUAUCAAUUUGGACUCCUAAUAAAUGAGGGAUUGCUGGAUGAUUUAGUGUGUUCAUGCACUGUGCUUCAUUCAUGACGGCUGUUAAAUCUGAAGUUGGUACUUUUUUCUCAAGAAUUGUUAUCCCAAAUCUUGUAAACUUUUUUAAAAUACAAUCCCCGUAGGUUCCUGAACCUACAGGAACAGCUGCAGAGUUAUUUUCUUCCAGUGGUAACAAUUCACUUGGGCUGAUUUGUUUUACUGAAGGCCUACUCUGGGGCGGUAAAUCGCCUUAAAUCGCCUAAAAUCGCCCAAAAUCGCAUUAAAUCGCGGGUUAAAAUGGUCAAAUUUCUCUUAAAUCGCCUAAAAUCGCUUUAAAUCGCCUAAAAUCGCUUAAAAUCAUGGGCGUACUGGGUGGGGGUGGGAGGGGUUGGGGUACCGUCCCGCCUCCCCCCAGUUUCUGGCUGGGCGGUCGCCCCCUGGCUUUGUUGGGCAAACAAAGCCAGCCGGGCAAUAUUCGCUUCACAGUCGGGCAAUAUUGGUUUAUUAUAGAAAUAAAUGGGACAAAUUCUGUCAAUUUUGUGGGAAAUUCUGUCAAUUAUGUGGGAAAUAUGCUAUCUAAUAGGAAUUUUUUGUAAUCACUUCUCCCCCCCCCCAAUCACUUCUUUCCAACCCCUAAUAUUUUCCUUCCCGUACGCCCAUGCUUAAAAUCGCAUUAACUCGCCAACAUGCAUUCUGUUUGAUACAUUCAGUCAAUAAUGUACUCAAGUUUAUCAAUUGCUGCUAUUUUGCUGGCAAAUCAUGUAUAAUCCAGGUGUUUUGCAAUCAAAAGUAAUGCAACAUGGAUAAAUCAAAUAAGUGGAUUAGGCUGACAAUAUUUAGUCACUCAAUAGGCUCUGGUCAUUAAUAAAAACAGAGCCUUUUUCUGCUUUAUGCAGAUUUUACAAUAAUUAGGCAAUUCUGGGAUAUGAAAGACCCAUAGAUUCCAUUACACUACCAGCAACAAAAUUGAGUUACUGGUUAAUUUCAUUAUUGGUGUAAAAUGUGGAGGCUGGGCUACAAUUUAUAUGGACUAUGGUGGCUGGGCUACAAAUUAAUCUAUAAUAUACAUGGCUUCUCAAAGCCUAAUUGCUGUUAGAACAACAGUAAGAGACUAUGAUAAUGAAGUCAAUGAGUACGAGUAUAUAAUAAGGUCAUCCUGCAAUUUAUGCACUGUUGCAUGUAGAUCGAGCACUGCAUUGUAUACAAUGGUUGUACUUCGACAUGUGCAUGGUUAUACUCUAGCUCCUAGUUAUAAUUAUAUUGGCUAUCAUACGAAAAACAUACGUGAGGUUUAAUAUGAGCGAGAUUUGCAAGUUUUGCAACACUCAUCUAUUAAAUUUUCCAGACCUGUAUAUAAAAUAAACAGUAAAACAAUGAUUACAUCGUACAUACCAUACAAUCUUUGUUGUUGCUUGUUUGCAGAACACUUGACAAAUUAUCAGGUAAAAGACAUAAAACCACGAUGUAGUGCGCGGUGUGCCAUUUGUUUAAUAUCAUUUUGUUUAGUAUUUUUUUUAAAUAAUUUAGAAUUCCGACCGUUUAUAUGCGAUGUACUUCAUGUAAAUUAAACUUUACGGCAUUACGCCGACAGUUUCCGAAUGCGUGACAAUUACAAUACUGUUUCAAACUGUUUCUGGAUAUAGAUAUCAAACAUAAUUUUAUAAAACAUGUUUGUUGAAACAGUUUAAAUAAAAUGCAAGCUAAAUAAAGAAGUGUUGACAAGAUACAAAACAAGACAAUUUCACUUACACGGGUGACAAGGUAAUUUACAGGAACAUAGCUUAUUGUAACUGUAUAAAUAAAUUGUGCAUUUGUGCGUUUCUAUACUCCCUGUGGGCUGUGGUUCUUUUGGAAAUCAAAUAUCUAUUAUAUUUUGCAAUUAAUAAUAUUAACGUUUAGCCUAAGACAUGUGUAGUUUAGUUAUAGGUUGGUAUUUUGCAAUUAUGUACCGUACAUGCCCCUUAAGUAGAGUAUAUUUAUUAACUGUUUACAAUAUUUGUGGUAUAUAAUGUAGCCAUGAAUGCAUGACCACAUGACCCCACAAAUGAACUCCAAUGGCUUCUAAAUAAGACAAUGGAUGAAAAGUUCACGAAUAUUGAGCUUUAUAUAUGAUUCGGGUUAAAUACAAUAAUUAUUAACCUAGCUUUAUAUAAAAUGUACAUAAUCUAAUAAUUGUAUUUUGCUUCAUACAAUGCAUAUGUGUCAAUGUGUGUGAAAACAUUACAUUAUUCAGCUCACUCCCCUUUGGGGCUUUCAGUCACCGCUUACACCAAGUAUUAGGGUUACUUAUGUAAUAAUUUAUUUCUGAAGAUAUAUUAAUAUUAACAGUCUUACAACUUUCCUGUAGUGUCCGGAUUUAAAACUAUCGAUCAACGCUCGUCCACGCCACCUAUAUUUGCUAACGUCAGUCUCUAUAACGUCGGUCUCUAUAUUCUCUACACUAUUCCCCUCUAAAUUUAAUAGAUAACAAAGCUGCAAAAAUGCAGUACAAUUUAAUAGAUAACUAAGCUGCAAAAAUGCAGUACAGUCCGACAUAUAUGUAUAGCUAAAGCUAUUCAUAGUCCCGUAACCACGCUGGUUUUUUUCUCGUUCGCGCUGGCCUUUCCGGUGGGGCUUGUGACUGUCCCUCGUUUCCUUCUACUGGUUCUCGCAAUGUCUCGUCGCUACCGUCUCUCUGAUUAUCCUGUUCCAUUGAACUCAAUGGCCCAUCCUGUUGUAAUUCGUCAGGUAAAUGUUGUACGUCUUCUUGGACCUCAUCAGGUAAAUUUUGUCUGUGUUCCUCCCCGUUAAUUGCCCGACUUGGUCUACUUUGUCUCAAAUUUCUUCUAAAAUACCUCACUGUCCACUCAUCCUCAUCAUUUCCUCCGUUGGUUGGGGGUUCCGUUUGCGGGGUCUGGCCACUACAAUUCUCCACGUUUUCUUUUCUCGUUUCGGGGGUUUCUUUCGAUUGCAGUUUCGUCUCGUUUGGUGGUCGAUUAGGUAGACUUUUCAACGGUCGUUCAAAACACGGUUUAAGACGAUUGUUAUGGACUACUAACCUAUUCCUUUUGUUGGCAUUUUUCUCGAUUCGAUACACCACAUCUGAAAUUUUCUUCACAAUCGUAUAUGGUCCCCGCCACGGCCGUGAUAGCUUCAAAUUCUUUCCCUUUUUGACAAAUGGUACAUACAACCAUACUUUCUCCCCGACGUUGUACGUCGUAUCUUUCGCCUUCGCGUCAUAGUAGUCUUUAUAUCGCUCGCUAGAUUUCUUUGUAUUUACUCUGGUCAACUCGUAUGUUCUUUCAAAACGUUUCCUCAAUUUUUCCGCAUACUCUGAUGUAGUCAGUGGUACUUCUGCUUGAGGGGGCUCAGGUGUCAUUAGGUCAACUGGGAUUCUUGUUUCUCUUCCAAACAUCAAGAAAUGUGGAGAGAACCCUGUUGAGGUUUGCACGGUGGACCGGUACGCCAACAAUGCUUGAGGUAAACAUCUGUCCCAAUCAUCUUGACGUUCAUUGACCAACUUUGAAAGAAUAUCUUUCAGAGUCCGGUUCAUUCGUUCAACAAGGCCAUCACUUUGAGGGUGGUAUGGUGUUGUUCGGGUUUUCUUUAUCCCAAGAAUAUCGAUUAUCUCUUUGAAGACCGCGCUUUCGAAAUUUCUCCCCUGGUCCGUAUGCAGUCGCUGCAUGACUCCAUAUCUACAAAUCCACUCAUCCACCAAUUUUUGUGCAAUGAUACGUGCUUCUUGAUUUGGAAUCGCGUACGCCUCCGGCCAUUUCGUGAAAUAGUCCACCACCACCAAUAUAUAUCGAUUACCAUCAGGGGUUUUAGGUAGUGGUCCAAUGAUGUCCAUAGCAACACGUUCCAUUGAGUAUCCCGGUUGAUCCAAUACCAUCAUUCCGCGUCGUUUUCUCGACGGUCCAUUUCGUUCUGCGCAUAUCUGACAAUUCUUGCAAUGCAUCUCGACAUCUGACUGCCAGUCGCUCCAAUAAAAUCUUCUCAAUGUAAUAAUUUAUUUCUGAAGAUAUAUUAAUAUUAACAGUCUUACAACUUUCCUGUAGUGUGCGGAUUUAAAACUAUCGAUCAACGCUCGUCCACGCCACCUAUAUUUGCUAACGUCAGUCUCUAUAACGUCGGUCUCUAUAUUCUCUACACUAUUCCCCUCUAAUUUUAAUAGAUAACAAAGCUGCAAAAAUGCAGUACAAUUUAAUAGAUAACUAAGCUGCAAAAAUGCAGUACAGUCCGACAUAUAUGUAUAGCUAAAGCUAUUCAUAGUCCCGUAACCACGCUGGUUUUUUUCUCGUUCGCGCUGGCCUUUCCGGUGGGGCUUGUGACUGUCCCUUGUUUCCUUCUACUGGUUCUCGCAAUGUCUCGUCGCUACCGUCUCUCUGAUUAUCCUGUUCCAUUGAACUCAAUGGCCCAUCCUGUUGUAAUUCGUCAGGUAAAUGUUGUACGUCUUCUUGGACCUCAUCAGGUAAAUUUUGUCCGUGUUCCUCCCCGUUAAUUGCCCGACUUGGUCUACUUUGUCUCAAAUUUCUUCUAAAAUACCUCACUGUCCACUCAUCCUCAUCAUUUCCUCUGUUGGUUGGGGGUUCCGUUUGCGGGGUUUGGCCACUACAAUUCUCCACGUUUUCUUUUCUCGUUUCGGUGGUUUCUUUCGAUUGCAGUUUCGUCUCGUUUGGUGGUCGAUUAGGUAGACUUUUCAACAGUCGUUCAAAACACGGUUUAAGACGAUUGUAAUGGACUACUAACCUAUUCCUUUUGUUGGCAUUUUUCUCGAUUCGAUACACCACAUCUGAAAUUUUCUUCACAAUCGUAUAUGGUCCCCGCCACGGCCGUGAUAGCUUCAAAUUCUUUCCCUUUUUGACAAAUGGUACAUACAACCAUACUUUCUCCCCGACGUUGUACGUCGUAUCUUUCGCUUUCGCGUCAUAGUAGUCUUUAUAUCGCUCGCUAGAUUUCUUUGUAUUUACUCUGGUCAACUCGUAUGUUCUUUCAAAACGUUUCCUCAAUUUUUCCGCAUACUCUGAUGUAGUCGGUGGUACUUCUGCUUGAGGGGGCUCAGGUGUCAUUAGGUCAACUGGGAUUCUUGUUUCUCUUCCAAACAUCAAGAAAUGUGGAGAGAACCCUGUUGAGGUUUGCACGGUGGACCGGUACGCCAACAAUGCUUGAGGUAAACAUCUGUCCCAAUCAUCUUGACGUUCAUUGACCAACUUUGAAAGAAUAUCUUUCAGAGUCCGGUUCAUUCGUUCAACAAGGCCAUCACUUUGAGGGUGGUAUGGUGUUGUUCGGGUUUUCUUUAUCCCAAGAAUAUCGAUUAUCUCUUUGAAGACCGCGCUUUCGAAAUUUCUCCCCUGGUCCGUAUGCAGUCGCUGCAUGAUUCCAUAUCUACAAAUCCACUCAUCCACCAAUUUUUGUGCAAUGAUACGUGCUUCUUGAUUUGGAAUCGCGUACGCCUCCGGCCAUUUCGUGAAAUAGUCCACGACCACCAAUAUAUAUCGAUUACCAUCAGGGGUUUUAGGUAGUGGUCCAAUGAUGUCCAUAGCAACACGUUCCAUUGGGUAUCCCGGUUGAUCCAAUACCAUCAUUCCGCGUCGUUUUCUCGACGGUCCAUUUCGUUCUGCGCAUAUCUGACAAUUCUUGCAAUGCAUCUCGACAUCUGACUGCCAGUCGCUGCAAUAACAUCUUCUCUUUAUCACUUCUUUUAACCUCUGAGAACCGAGGUGACCCACGCUGGGAAUAUCAUGAGUCAACUCCAAAACUUCUUUUAUUAAUUUUCGUGGUAAACAAAUUUGAAGAUGUCGGUCAUUACCAUUAUCGUUCUCGAAAAUACGAUACAAAAGUCCAUCAACAAGCGUCAAUUGAUCGAAUUUGCUCCAAAGUUUGCCCAUUAGAGGACCCAUACGUGUUAUAUCCUCCUUCGGUGGUCGCUUACCGUCUUUCACCCAUCCGAUCGCGCGACAAAUCUCUGGAUCUUCGUGUUGAUGCAAACUCAGUUCCUUCGCUGUCCAGCGCAGACACCACGGGCUCGUUUUGUCAUUACCAUUCGAUGCGUUACAUACGUGGCCACUCUGUACCUCACGAGUAUCCUGAGGUAUACGUGAUACACCAUCAGCAUUACCAUGACUACGUCCAGGUCUAUGUUCAAUUUCAAAGUCAAAAAUGGACAAUCUUUCAAUCCAUCGUGCUACUUGUCCUUUAGGUUGCUUAAAAUUUCUUAUCCACCUCAGUGCAUUAUGAUCAGAACGUGCUCUGAAUGGUUUUCCUAUUAGAUAGGAUGCGAAAUGUUCCAUCGACCAUACAAGGGCCAAUAGUUCUUUCCUAGUAGUACUAUAGUUCCUUUCCGCUUUUGAUAAGGACCUGGCGGCAUAGGCAAUAACCUUUUCAUCUUCUCCAUGGCGUUGUGACAACACAGCUCCAAUCCCCGUAUCACAGGCAUCAGUAUCAAGAAUAAAAGGAAUGUCGAGUCUCGGGUAGGUCAGUAUUGGGGCCAUUAUCAAUUUUGUCUUUAGAAUGUUGAAUGCUUUCUGACAAUCGUCGUUCCACUUGAAAACCGUUCCCUUUCGUUCAAGUCUAUAAAGUGGUUCGGCAAUUCUUGCGUAAUCCCGGAUGUAUUGCCUGUAGUAACCCGUGCAGCCAAGGAACGAACGCAUGUCCGAUAGGUUGUUUGGA
This is a messenger RNA of Paramuricea clavata, 9223 nucleotides long. The record is from the annotation of a GenBank genome assembly. NCBI's taxonomy places the organism in Eukaryota, Metazoa, Cnidaria, Anthozoa, Malacalcyonacea, Plexauridae.